Molecule: messenger RNA, 1666 nt
Organism: Punica granatum (pomegranate)
Lineage: Eukaryota; Viridiplantae; Streptophyta; Magnoliopsida; Myrtales; Lythraceae
Source: RefSeq, a predicted model, not a curated record
CCGAUAAUCUCUCUUCCCCCCUCGCUCUCCCCUUCGUCGCUCUCUCGUGUCUCUCUCCGCGCGGUCGGAGCAGUGAGCUUUUGCGCCGUCCGGCGGCUGAUAAUGGGCUUAUACUGAGAGGGGUAGACACGUACUCAUCUCCGGUGAAUGAUGGAAGCCACCGCGGCCUUUCACCACUCCAAAACGGUCUCAUUCACCUUCACAUUUCCCGGGAGCAACACUUCAUGCUCUCUCCGGCAUUUCAACAAACAGUUAGCGCUCCACCAGCUCACCACAGCAGAUAUCCGCCGGCAACCUCUCAAACCGCUUGAAACAAAGGCAUUUCGCCAUACCGGCAGAGAAAGAAUCAGGAAGUGUGUUUUGCCUCCACCCAGUGGCUCACUCUCCGCCGCCGCUACUACCUGCCCGGAAUCGCAGAACCCCGUAUCAAAGCUUAGGAAUUUCUCACUCGAAUCGCUGAAAAGGAGACUUCUUGAGCUGACUCCCAUUGAUGUCGUCAAGAUCUCCGGGGUGCUUUCGGUUUCAAUUGCGUCCACAAAGUGGACGGUGAAUCUGUUGCUGAAUCCCUUCUUCUGGAUGUACUUCAGCUGGAGUUGGCUGUUCUGGCCGUGGUUCGUGGCCGUUGCCUUGGCCAUUUACGGCUUAUACUGUCUCAGCAAGCAUUUGCAGGGCAAAGCGAGCAUCUUUGAGCAACUUGCAGUCGUGACUUCUGCAUUCACUUGGCUCACCCUCGUGCCUCCUGCUCACUUCAAUGGAUAUCUCCAAGGUUGGCCCUUCGUGUUCUUCUUCAUCUACCAUUACUUCUUUUUCUUCAACGUCAGUGUUAGGAGAAGGCUCUAUGGUGAUUACUACGCUCGCCCUCACGAUCCCAAGUGGGACAUUGAUCCCCCGAAAUGGCAAAGGUUACUGUUUUGUGUUGGAGUCAUGUUAGGCCACUGGCUUGCUGCUUUUGAAGGACCAGAACUCCACCUAAUCCCCGGAGGUUGGACCAAUGUCGGGGUGUGGAUUUUGAUACUAUCAUCCUUGUUGAUGCAAUAUAUUUCCACUCUGUACCUUGCCAAGUACUCCGAGAAGGUGGUUGUGCCGACAGAAGUCGUGCAAUUUGGGCCGUAUAGGUGGGUCCGCCACCCCAUUUACGCGUCCACGGUGCUGUUGUUUGCAACAUAUUGUACUGCUCUUCAGGCUCCUCUGAGCUUGCUCUUCGUCACUGCGGUGUGUUUGCUAUACUAUGACCAGAAGGUAAAGCUCGAGGAGGCCGUGAUGAUCGAUACAUUCGGGGAGAGGUAUCUGGAAUAUGCGAGUAAAGUCAAGUACAAGUUCAUUCCUUUAGUUUACUAGCUGGCAUAGAGUUAUGGCACUUUUGUCUGUAAGAAUUCAAGAGUCAAAUUCAAAUAGGCAAGCCUGAAAGUCGAAACCCAGGACGAAAUAAUGUAUUUUAUCACUGUACCAUUGCAACUUUGUCCCUGAUUAUCGUGAUCAAUCGAGUGUCUCUUAGCUCUUUAUGAUGUAAAGGCCGUCUUGCCGUUCAAACCAAUCCAAUGUGAUGUUCCAAUUCAAGUGAGUCAAUCAUCUAUAACUCAAGUGUAAGCUCAGCCUUGGAAUCUCUUGCCUGAAAGACCUGAUUUUUUGAAAUAUCUAGCAAACAAGGAAGAGAUAUUUAUACGCA